AUGCCUCAACGCCGCUCCAGCUACCCUCUCUCUUCGCCGUCCGAGUCGACGGGCAGGGGUCAGCAAGAGUGGCACAGUUCCAAACAACAACAGAGUCACCCUCAGGUCCCGGCAACCCCCUCCGCUGCGGCUGCUCGGUUGAUCAAAAACUCCUUGUCGGCUUUUGACGAUUCAACCCCCAGCCCUCCACUUCUGCCUACAUCCCAGCAGCAGCUGAAUGAAUAUCGGGCCAGGCUGGCUCGCGACCUCGAGCUGCGCGAGCUCUCUGCCAAGGGCGUCGUCGUGGCUCACCCGCAAAAGACUCGCUUUUCCCCCAUUCUGGAGGAGAGCGCGGGUGCAGCAAGCUCGCCAAUGUUGACGGCAGGUCUCACCACCUCCGCCACCUCCGCCACCUCCACCGAGUCUGGCAACACCGUUCGCGGAGGCGCAACACCGGCAGCAGCAACCGUCUACACGCCUUCGUACCCUUUCCCUCGCAUGGCUGGAGCUGCCGGCCAGUAUGCAAGAGUCAUUCCACAGCUCCCGGCGAGUCCGGCGUCGCGGCAGCAGAUGCCCUCCGUGUUCGAAUAUCGGGGAAUGCCUGAAAGAGUCCCCUGCGAGUCCCCCGCGACAGCAUCGUCUUUCGCUUUCGAACCCUUGCCAUCCCGCGACUACCCCCUCGACUAUGAUUUUCCCGCUCCUAACCUCUACGACCUGUCGCUCAUGCUGUCCGCCGAACCCGGCCUGGAUGCCUGGUGGAGCACCGUGGUGCAAAUCAUGCGGGACAUCUACAAAGCCGAGCGCGUGACUCUUGCCGUCCCGGCGGACACUACCGACCUUGAAAAUGUUCCGUGGGGUCAAAAGGCUACUUACAACGCACACCAGGAGGACGAUUUCAGCCUGGGUUAUUUGGCAAAGGGCAGCAUCCACCACCACAAGAGCAGCGACUGCGAGGCUUCCGAAGGCCCGGCCUCUUUGGAAAGUGCCGCCGCUGGCUCCGUCAACCUGCCUAGGCCAGGCCUGCAAAGUCGCCAUUCAUUCACUGCGUUUGAGGAGAGCAGACAGCAGUCGCAGGAUCGCACCUCAGUCCUGAAAAGGCCCACGCCUCUGAUGAGGAGCAAGACGCAGCAGCAUUCGUCUCAUCGAGCUGCGGCGGAAAAUGCGGCCGAACCUCGAGGGGAUUUCGUGCAUCUGAACAAGGACGCAUUGAGCGAGCAUGAUGCCGCUCGUGAAGCGCAGCACGAGAUACCAAGCUGGGAAGCCCCUUACGUGGCACGUUAUCAAGGUCAGGGUCGCGUGUUACCCGUCCUGCAAGCGUUGGAUUACGAAGCAGAUCCCCUGAUUGACCACGCAGGCAUUGCGCGCGUGCUCGAGCGCGGCCGUACCGUAGCGCUGACUCGGACAUAUCCCUACCUCCCCCGAAAUGAACCAGAGCCGGAUCAAGGAUCGGAGCAGAGAGCGAGCUCGAAGGGAGGGACCGUCGAUGCCAAGAAACCCAGGAGACAGCGUACCGACUCUGUUUCCAAGCUAUCCUCGCUUCUGCCCGGCACAUCGCGUGCCAAAGGGUCCCAUGCUUCCGACAGCGGAAAGACGAGCGGAAAGACGAUGUCGUCGUCGUCUCACUACCUGGAUGACGAAGAUCGAAAGCCCUCUACUCCAAAGUAUGAGGAGUACGAACAGGCGCCAUCCUCUCCUUGGUCGCAGUCUCCCGCGCCCUCCCCUGCCGUCCGAGCCGAUGCAUUGGAGAACCCGUUCUUUACAGAUGCCAUGGUUGACGAAGAGAGCUUCAACCCUGGCUCGCCACCCUCCAGCUAUACCGGAAUGCGCCCACCGGAAGCCAUCGGCGUUGACAACUCUUGGACCGUCCUCCACAUCCCUCUUACCCACGUCCUCCUCUCGAAACCCACCAGGACCUUUAAGCUCGACGGCGCUGCCCUGGAAAUCAAAUCGCAGACGCGAUCCAAGGACGAGUGCCCGCCCGACCGCAAGCAGACGCCGGAUGCGGAUCGCGUAACGCAAGAACAGCUGAAGAGAAACCGUUCCGCUCCGAUCGCCAUCCUCUCCAUCCUCAGCACCGUGAUACCGUAUCCAUCUGCUCUAAGGCAUUCGCUUGAACACCUUGCGCCUCAUAUGGCGACCUCGUUUUCUCUGUGCCGUCACUACAGCAACCUCGAGACGGAGCUGGCCGGCCUCCAGCGGCGGAGACCUUCGACAACUGGCUUUGGCGCCGUCGCACCAUUCGCGAACCAAGGCGAUGCUACCGCGCAUGCGGUUUCGCGGACUAUGCUCCCGCAGGGCUCAGGAGGCGGAAGCAUAACAAGUCCGAGCGACUAUUCGGCCAUCUCCAAAAGCACCACCGCUUCCCCGAUGGCAACGCCGGGAUGGGAGCCUGGCUCACUCAGUCACUUCAUGGACAGGAGACUACCUCUCGGCAGUCCCUCGGUGACUUGUCAAGGAGCGGAAAGUUACUUUGCCAGCAAGCAGAGGGCGGCGUUGAAGCACGAAAUAGACACCGCUCCUGCCAAGGAGAGAUCAAGAGCGGCGUCCAAAGAAGGCUCACCUAGCGAGAGCAGACAGUCGUUCCUAUCCAGUGCCAGGAUCGGACAUGAGGUUUCCAGUCCAGAGCAGGCGGCAGCGAAGAGCUGUCCUGAGGCCGACGAAGGCGCCGCCGCCAAGUUUAGGAAAGACGGCAGCAGCCUCCCUGGCGAACACGAAGAUGCCGUUGCCAACCCGGCUGGCGAGUCGACGGCCCCCAGGCCAACGACUAUGGACAGGGCUGCUGGCGGUUCAAGCAAGGUUGAACGCGGCCGCCACUCCGUGUUGCACAGCUACGGGGCAGACUUUGCGUCGACAUUUCAGUCUCUCCCUCCAAGCUCCAGUGUGACGUCAAAACUGCCGCCGACGCCGGCGACACCGUCGCGGAGUGGCUCUUCGAUCCCCACGGUCGGUGACAUGCCGCCUCCGUCCGACAAACUCAAGGGACUCAUCCUCGAUUCGCUGCCCGCCCACGUAUUCGUCUCUUUACCGCAGACGGGAGAGACGGUGUGGGUCAACAGCCGCUUCUUAUCCUAUCGCGGGCAAACCGUGGCGGACCUGUCCGCCGACCCCUGGGGCAGCAUUCACCCCGACGACAGAGAGGGUUAUCUCAAAGCCUGGGGCCACUCUCUACGAACCGGGGAGCAGUUCUCCAGAACCGUGCGCAUCAAAAGGUUCGACGGCGCCUACCGUUGGUUCUACGCGCGAGCUGUGGCGUCCAAGGACAAACGCGGCGUCAUCAUGCAGUUCCUGGGCUCCUACAUGGAUAUUCACGACCAGCACAUUGCUGAGCUGAAGGCUGCCCGGCAAGAGGAAAUUGAAGCUUCGGAGGCGAAACACAGGCUGCUCGCCAACCUCAUCCCGCAAAUCAUAUUCACCGCAACGGAAGACGACGGCAUCACGUUUGCCAACGAUCAAUGGCUGUCCUAUACUGGCCAGAGCUUCGAGGAUUCGCUCGGGCUUGGGUUCAUGGACUUUGUGCAUCCAGAAGAUCUGACAAGGUGCAGGAUCCCCCACGACCGAGGCACCACCAAGCCCUCGAAUGCUCGAUCCCUGAGCGACGAGACGAGCAGCAGCAGCAGCAGCAGCAACAACAACAACAACAACCCUGCUGCCGGAACGCUCUCGUCCUGCAAGACCGGCACAUGCGCACCUCGAGGCGAGCAUGAGGCUCCUCCGCAUCAUCUUGGCGGCGCCGGAGGUUUGAGCCUGCAUCAUGCGCAGCAGCAGCCUUCAAUGUCCCGCACGAGCAGCUCUGACAGUGAUUCCGUGUACUCGCUUCCUUCCGCCGAACUGACGGAACUGGCUCGCCAGGGCAUCAUCAAGGUGGCCAUGGACACGAGCGGCCGGCUUUCCUACACCACCGAGGUCCGUCUCCGAUCAAAGACUGGCGAGUAUCGCUGGCAUCUCAUUCGCUGCGUCGAAAUCGACACGCUCGACUUUGGUCAAGGAGCUAGCUCCUACUUUGGUUCUGCCACGGACAUCAACGACCACAAGCUGCUGGAGGCCAAGCUCAAAGAGGCCAUGGAGUCCAAGGGCCGAUUCUUGAGCAACAUGUCUCACGAGAUACGAACACCGCUCAUUGGCAUCUCGGGCAUGGUCAGCUUUCUGCAGGACACAACCCUGAACGAGGAGCAGAGGGACUACACCAAUACGAUCCAAACGAGCGCCAACAGCCUGAUCAUGAUUAUUAAUGAUAUACUGGACCUGUCCAAGGUUGAUGCCGGCAUGAUGAAACUCAAGUACGAGUGGUUUCAUACCCGGUCUUUGAUUGAAGACGUGAACGAGCUCGUGUCAACCAUGGCGAUUGCGAAGCGUCUCGAGCUGAACUACCUGGUCGAAGAGGACGUGCCAGCGUGGGUCAAGGGCGACAAGGUCCGAAUCCGCCAAGUCUUGCUCAACGUCAUUGGAAACGCCAUCAAGUUCACCUCGGAAGGCGAAGUAUUUAGUCGAUGCAGAGUGUGCACGGACAGCGACGCCUCCUCGGACCCGACUCGGCACGAAAUCGUGCUUCAGUUUGCCAUAAUCGACACCGGAAGGGGGUUUACCAAGGAGGAGGCCGAGCUCAUAUUCAAGCCGUUUAGUCAGAUUGACGGGAGCAGCACGAGACAGCACGGCGGGAGCGGUCUCGGUCUUGUCAUCUCGCGACAGCUGGUAGAGCUCCACGGAGGCAAGAUGGAGGGCAGCGCCAUCCCGGGCAAGGGAUCGACCUUUACCUUUACGGCGCGGUUCACCCUGCCGUCUGCCGAGGACCACCCCAACGCCCCGGUCAGUCCGGAGUCAUCGGCGCCGGCAAGUUCGAGGCAGGGCUCGUCUGAGGAUGUAGUGCGUCUUGCAAGCAAGGGCGCGCAUGGCGCGGACAAUGAUGGCAGCGGCGGCGGUGGCGGCGGUCCAAAAGAAAUCGCCGGCCCUAGGCCCGCGGACCAUCACCACCACCCAGCUCCUCCGAGCCCAAUGUCGGUACUGGUUCCCGGCAGCUCCGAUUCGUCGGCCCGUCUCGGCAGACACCUACCCCUGUCGCCCUCGACUCGAUCGGUCAGCUCUGGACUGGCACGGUUUAGCGAGGCAGCCAAGGCCAGUGGGCAGGACUUGUCCCAGAUGAAGCUCGAGCUGACGGCCGAAAGAGGCUCGGCAUACCGAACGUCAAUGUCGGAAGUGGAGAGCUCGCGGCCGACGAGCGACUUCCGGCCGCCGGCGUACUCGAUCCUGAUUGUUUGCGCGCAGCACCACAGCCGAGAAGCUACGACGAAGCACAUUGAAAUGACGCUGCCCAAGGAGGUGCCCCACAGCAUCACGGCUGUGGCGACGAUUGAAGAGGCCGAACCCUUCCUCGGCGGCGACGACGACCCCGUCAUGUUCACGCACAUUGUCCUGAACCUGGCCCCUGCCGAAGACAUCAUGGACGUCAUGGACCGGAUCACCCUGCUGCGGAGGAUUGAGGGAACCAUGAUUGUGAUUCUCAUCGAUUCCACCCAGAGGCAGGCGGUGCAGAAACUGGCAGCCGACACCAAGCACGAGCGGGUGCUGACGGAAAACACGGUGACCUUUAUCUACAAGCCGGUCAAGCCGUCGCGAUUCGCCGUCAUCUUUGAUCCCGACAAGGUGCGCGACUUCAGCGUGGACCGGAACCGGUCCACGGCGCAGCAGAUGGUGGAGAGCCAAAAGGCCAGCUAUCAGGAGAUUGGCAAGCGGAUGGGCAACAAGGGCUACCGGGUGCUGCUGGUCGAGGACAACCCGGUGAACCAGAAGGUGCUCAACAGGUAUCUUAAGAAGAUUGGCGUGGAUGUCGAGGUGGCCGUUGACGGGGCCGAGUGCACCGAGAUUGUCUUGGCCAAGCCACACGGGUACUAUUCACUGAUUCUGUGUGACUUGCACAUGCCUCGUAAAGACGGCUACCAAGCAUGCCGUGAAAUACGACGGUGGGAAAAUGCGGCCGGCUUCCGCAAGAUGCCAAUCAUUGCCCUCUCGGCCAACGUCAUGUCGGAUGUGCAGGAAAAGUGCAUCGCGGCCGGGUUCAGCGACUAUGUGACUAAGCCGGUCGACUUUAUCGAUCUCAGCCGAGCCAUGGCCAAGUUUUUCUAG
Messenger RNA from Ustilaginoidea virens, 6096 nucleotides. RefSeq lists its product as uncharacterized. NCBI's taxonomy places the organism in Eukaryota, Fungi, Ascomycota, Sordariomycetes, Hypocreales, Clavicipitaceae. Gene Ontology annotation, molecular function: protein binding; phosphorelay sensor kinase activity. The record is from RefSeq and is a predicted model, not a curated record. Gene Ontology annotation, biological process: phosphorylation; phosphorelay signal transduction system. The transcript has 2 exons. Bases 1 to 6096 code for a protein of 2031 amino acids.